Molecule: messenger RNA, 883 nt
Organism: Dipodomys spectabilis (banner-tailed kangaroo rat)
Lineage: Eukaryota; Metazoa; Chordata; Mammalia; Rodentia; Heteromyidae
Product: proproteinase E-like
Exons: 8
Coding region: 10-819 (269 amino acids)
Biological process (GO): proteolysis
Molecular function (GO): serine-type endopeptidase activity
Source: RefSeq, a predicted model, not a curated record
GAGCACACAAUGCCUCGGCUACUGAUUUCGCUCCUUUGCCUGGCCCUGGCAACAGGCUAUGGUCGAUGUUUCUACAACCCUUCUGGCCGUGUGGUAAAUGGUGAGGAUGCUGUCCCCUACAGCUGGCCCUGGCAGGUCUCCCUGCAGUAUGAGAAGGAAGGGGCCUUCCAUCACACCUGCGGUGGCACCCUGAUCGCCCCCGACUGGGUCCUGACUGCAGGACACUGCAUCUCGUCCUUGCUGACCUAUCAGGUGGUGCUGGGUGAGUAUGACCGGGCUGUGGAGGAAGGGCCUGAGCAGGUGAUCCCCGUCAACCCUGAAGGUCUCUUUGUGCACCCCGAGUGGAAUGAUAAAUGUGUGGCCUGCGGCAAUGAUAUCGCCCUGGUCAAGCUCUCUCGAAGUGCCCAGCUGGGAGAAGAAGUCCAGCUUGCCCGCCUCCCCCCUGCUGGUGACAUCUUACCUAAUGGAGAACCCUGCUACAUUAGUGGCUGGGGGCGUCUCUCCACCAAAGGGCCUCUCCCUGACAAGCUUCAGCAGGCACUGCUGCCCGUGGUGGACUAUGCUCACUGCUCCAGGUUGGACUGGUGGGGCUUCAGCGUGAAGAAGACGAUGGUCUGUGCUGGCGGCGACAUUCGCUCUGGCUGCAACGGUGACUCCGGAGGACCCCUUAACUGCCCUGCUGAAGACGGCACCUGGGAGGUCCAUGGAGUGACCAGUUUUGUGUCUGCCUUUGGCUGCAACACCAAGAAGAAGCCCACGGUGUUCACUCGGGUCUCAGCCUUCAACAAGUGGAUUGAGGAGACCAUUGCAAACAACUAGCACCAAGGCCCAGCUGGCUGUGCUGACCCCACUUCCUUCAUAAAUAAAGAGCUUUCAGAACGUC